This is a messenger RNA of Ziziphus jujuba (common jujube), 3131 nucleotides long. Its product is annotated as LRR receptor-like serine/threonine-protein kinase IOS1. Gene Ontology annotation, molecular function: protein binding; protein kinase activity; ATP binding. The record is from RefSeq and is a predicted model, not a curated record. The coding region runs from base 161 to 2824 and encodes 887 amino acids. Gene Ontology annotation, biological process: protein phosphorylation. The transcript is spliced from 14 exons. Lineage: Eukaryota; Viridiplantae; Streptophyta; Magnoliopsida; Rosales; Rhamnaceae.
CUUUACCAGUUGAACUCUAUUUUCAGUUAUAUAUAUAUGGCAAUCACCAUAUAUAUCUAAAACAGUCGGAAUAUUUUUUUCUUUUUCCCCUUCAAUUUUCAGUUAUAUUUUGGAAAAGCUUACGUACUAGCCUUCUUCUUCAAUUAAACAGGAAAUUAAUAUGGUGAUGUUGCGGACGUUGAAGCAUUUCCUUGCAUUGCUUGUUGCUACAGGUGGCUUUGCUCUUUUAGCUCAUGCCCAAAAUCAAAGAGGGUUCCUCAGCAUAGAUUGCAGCCUACCACGUAAUUCUAGUUAUUAUGAGAAGACAACAGGCUUGUUUUACAUUUCAGACGCAGGGUUCACAGACAGUGGUGAAAGUAUUUUCCUAUUACCAGAAAACAGAGGCACUUACCAACAGCAGAUGUGGUCUCUGAGAAGCUUUCCGGAAGGAAUCAGGAACUGUUACAGAAUAAAUGUUACAAGUGGGGCCAAAUAUUUGAUCAGAACGACGUUCUUGUAUGGGAAUUAUGAUGGAAAAAAUACUCUACCGAAAUUCGACGUCCAUCUUGGGUCGAACUUAUGGGAUACAGUAAGUAUAACAGACGCAUCCGAGGCUAUAGUCAUGCAGAUCAUACAUGUUCCUUCUCAGAACUACUUACAUGUUUGUCUGGUGAAAACGGAAGACUCGUCCACUCCAUUUAUUACGUCCAUAGAAUUACGGCCUUUGAAUAAUACUGCUUAUCAAACCCAAAUGGGGUCUCUGGCUUUAGUCAAUCGCUACGACACUGGCACCCCUAAAGUUGAAACCGGAUACAGGUAUCCCUUUGAUGCUUAUGAUCGCUCCUGGUCUAGCUAUAACCCCAGUAAUUGGACUAGUUUAAGUAGCUCGCUGACCAACGAUAUUAAUGUUCGAAAUUCAUACCAACCACCACCUAUCGUCAUGAGCACUGCUGCCACACGCAAAAAGAAAAGAGAUUCCUUGGACUUUUGGCUACCGAAUGGCAACUCUUCGGAAUUAUAUUACAUCUUCAUGCACUUCGCGGAACUCCAAAAGCUCAAAGACAACCAGAUUAGGGAAUUCAAUAUUUCAUAUGAUGAUGUGGAGAACUGGUCUGGACCUCAUUCUCCUCGUUACUUAUCACUAACCACUGUGUUCAGCUCUCGAGGACUGAAGGGAGGACGUCGUAUUUCAAUCUAUGCGACUCAUAACUCAACUCUUCCACCCAUCAUUAAUGCCUAUGAAGUUUAUAUGGUUAAAGAAUUCUUAACAUCAGAAGCUGACCAAAAUGAUGUUGAUGCAAUUACAACACUCAAGUCGACGUACGGAGUAAAAAGAAACUGGCAAGGAGAUCCAUGUACCCGUGAGUACUUGUGGCAAGGUGUCAGCUGUCUGUAUGACGAUUCUGAAGUCCCUAGAAUCAUAUCGCUGAACUUGUCCUCGAGUGGAUUAACCGGGGAGAUUUCUCCUUCUAUAUCGAAUCUCAAGAUGCUUCAAACUCUGGAUUUAUCGAACAAUAACCUUACAGGAUCAUUGCCAGACUUCCUUUCUCUGUUGCCAAACUUGACGGUCUUAAACUUGCAGAACAACCAUCUCAGAGGUUCAGUUCCACCGGGACUCUUAGAAAAGUGGAAGAAUAAGAUGCUCUUAUUAAGUGUGUGCGGAAAUCAAGAUGUAAAUGCACCAGUUUCUUGCCACAACAAGGAGAUGCAGAAGAAGAAUGUAGUUAUUAUUGUUGUAGUGGCAUCAGUUUUGGGAAUAAUUGUUGUCUUAUCAACCGUUACAGCAAUUUGGUGGGGCCUUAAAAGGAAAAGACAACAUCAUAUGCCAUCAACAUCCACCAUUAAAACUGAUUCACGGAAAUCAAGGGAUCUACAGCUUACAUACUCUUAUAUACUCAAAAUAACCAACAACUUUGAGAGGGUUAUUGGUAAAGGCGGAUUCGGAACAGUUUACCACGGCCACCUAGGUGACACUCAGGUGGCUGUAAAAAUGCUGUCUCCAUCAGCUGUUCGAGGACAUCGACAAUUUCAUGCUGAGGUAAAUCUUCUAAUGAGAGUGCAUCAUAGAAACUUAACAAAACUGGUUGGAUACUGCAAUGAUGGAACUAACACAGGGCUUAUCUAUGAGUACAUGGCCAAUGGAAACUUGCAAGCACAUCUUUCGGAUGACUGUCCAUAUAUCUUGAAGUGGGAAGUUAGACUUCGAAUUGCAUUGCACGCAGCACAAGGACUGGAAUAUCUUCACGAUGGCUGUAAGCCCCCUAUAGUUCACAGAGACGUGAAAUCCACAAAUAUCUUGCUAAACGAAAAUCUCCAUGCCAAGCUAUCUGAUUUUGGUCUAUCCAAAACAUUUUCAACUGAUAGUACUACUGGUUCUCAUGUUUCAACUUCAGUAGUUGCUGGAACUCCAGGGUACCUUGAUCCUGUGUACUACGUAUCAAACAGAUUAAAUGAGAAGAGUGACAUUUAUAGCUUUGGGGUUGUACUGUUGGAGAUUAUCACAGGUCGACCUGCCAUUGAUGAAUCUCACAAUCGGAAGAUACACAUUUGUGACUGGAUCACUGCCAUACUUGGAAAUGGGGACAUAAGAAGUAUUGUUGAUCCAAGGUUGCAGGGCAAUUUCGAUAUAAGCUCAGCAUGGAAGGCUGUUGAGUUAGCAAUGAACUGUGUGUCUCCUACGUCCAUCCAGAGACCAACCAUGAGUCAAGUAGUGAUUGAACUAAAGGAUUGUUUGGAUAAAGGACUGGCCUGGAACAUGGAGAGCAGAGACAAUAUUAAUUGGAAAGACUCCAUUGGAACGCGGCCUUCGGAUUCAAUCACUCAGCUGAGUCCCCCACCUAGGUAGGAAGGAUUUAGUUUUGAAAUGUAUUAAGCAAUAAGCAGACCACAUGGUAAAAUCAUCUGGGCACGAUGGUGGCAAUGUAGCAUAGUUUAAUUUUUCUCAUUGAUUGUAUUUCAAUCAUUCACAUUACGUAUGAGUUUGGAUUGAGAUAGGUUACAGUAACCGCUUUCAUUUAUUUCAAUUGAGCACCAGUCCAACUUAUAAAUACUGGAUGAACGCAGUCCACUAAUAGGUUUGUACAUAGAGAAAGCAUAUUCAGCUAGUGCUCAGGAAUUGGCCAAUGGCAAUAGCCAGAGUGGAACCUUGAUUA